AUGUCUCAAAUAGUUAUCAAAAAACAGUGGCUUGUGUCUUCACGAACAGUUGACAUUAUGACAUGCUAUUCCUUCGAAAAAGAAAUAGGAAGUGGGGCAUAUGGAAAAGUGUUCCAAGCGAAAGAUAUAAAUAGCGGGAUCUUGCGAGCUGUAAAAGUGAUUCAAAAAAAUCGUGUAAAAGAUUAUGGAACAUUUUGUAAUGAAAUAAAUAUAUUGAAAACAUUGGAUCAUCCAAAUGUUGUCAAUGUAAUUGAAACCUUCGAAACAGGCAGACUAUUCCUUAUGCAAAACAUGCUUGCAACAAUUGCUUAGUUAAUAAUCUGUUCUGCAUAUUAUAAAUGGCUUAUUAUUUUCUAUUAAAUUUUAUAUUCAUUAAAAUUGGAUUAUGCUUUCUAGUUCUUGAGCUCUGCCAAGGUGGAGAACUUUUCACAAGAAUCACAGCAUUACGAAUUUUAAGUGAGCGCCAAGCAGCCUUAAUAAUGAAAAAUUUGUUUUCUGCUAUUAUGUAUUGUCAUGAUAACAGUAUUUGCCAUAGAGAUAUAAAACCUGAAAACUGUUUAUUUGUUGACACAAACACCGAAAGUGAGCUAAAAUUAAUUGAUUUUGGAAUUUCCAAAAUGCUCAAUCCCUCCAUGAGUAAACAAAACCUAUUGGAAAAAACUUAUUUUUGUGAAAAUCGUUUCCGUUAACGAACAAAAACAUUUUUAAUAUGAAAUAUAAAUUUUACAAAUUAAAUAAUCAUUUUUUUAAUUUUUUUAAAAAAUUAACCAUCUUCGUUAGCGAACAAAAUUGUUUUGUUUGCUCACGGUAGGGGGAGUUACUGAAGUGGAAGUUAUGCAUGCAAUUGACGGGACGCCCUACUAUAUGGCUCCUGAAAUAUUGACUGGAUCUUAUACAAAGCAAGUAGAUUGCUGAUCACUUGGCGUGAUUUUAUAUAUUAUGCUUGGAGGCUCACCACCUUUUAAUGGGAAAGAUAAUCAAGAAAUAAUGAUGAACGUAUAUAAUGGAUAUUGAUCUUUCAGACCAAAAGCGUUUGCGACUGUUUCUGAUCAUGCUAAAGAUUUAAUAGCAAGAUUACUUGUAAAAGACCCAGAUAUAAGGUGGACAGCUAAGCAAGCUUAUCACCAUCCCUGAAUACAAGGUCUAGCGCCAACACCUCAAUAUCCAUUAGUCCCAGAAGUAUUUGAUGGGAUUCAGUCAUUUUCCCAUGCCCAAAAACUGAAAAGAGUUACUCUAACGUUUAUUGCCUCAAAACUUUCUGAAAAAGAUAUAGAAAACCUCAAAAAAAUUUUUAAAUCGCUUAAUAUCAGUGGCGAUGGAACUAUUACAAGAGCUGAGCUACAUCAAGGUAUGAGAAUGAGUGGCGUUGAUAUUGAUAGUAAUACCUUAGAAACUACUUUUUCGAUUUUGGAUUCGAAUCGAAAUGGGAAAAUUGACUAUACAGAAUUUCUAGCUGCUUGCUUGUAUAAUCAGUCCUAUCUUAUCUUAUUUAAUUUAUUACGUUUAACGUCCACUACGGGGAGCCGCUUCCAGAGCUUCCAUCAUAUUUGUCCACGUGUUGGGCCCAUGGGCCUCUGGAUCGAUCAACUUUGCACCAGGGCACGGGCAAGUACAGUGCUCCGGCUUCGACGUGCUAUGUUGCCUCACUCCUUUGACUCAGCUCCUGCGCAUGCUUAUCCGCCAGAGUUAAACUGCUGUUGCUACAGAAGUGCUCAGAAGAAAACCCAACCCCAUAAAUAAAAUUCUAUAAGGGAGAGAAAAUCAGUGGAGCUAAUUUCGCUCGAACCGAAUGCCAUUUUAUUUAUGCUUGUAUAAUCAGUCAACUUUAGACCAAGGGCUGCUUAAAACAGCGUUUCAGCAUUUUGAUCAUGAUAGAAGUGGGUUUAUUACAAAUGAUGAGCUUAAAGAAGUGCUUACAGGAGGAGAUGUGUCUGUACUAAUUAGUGAUAAUGAUAUUCAAGAGAUUAUGAGAGAAACAGACAGGAAUGGAGAUGGGAGGAUUGAUUAUAUGGAGUUUCUAGCAAUGAUGAACCGAGUUUAA
This is a messenger RNA of Blepharisma stoltei, 2041 nucleotides long. The record is from the annotation of a GenBank genome assembly. Lineage: Eukaryota; Ciliophora; Heterotrichea; Heterotrichida; Blepharismidae.